AUGAAGACUGGCGCAGCCAGCGGCGGUAUGAAAGCGACCGUCUCCAAGUCCAUGUCCCAUGUGUUGCCGGGAUAGUCUUGAUCAUGGCGAUGCGGCAAGCCUCCCAUGGAUGUGGGCCAUGACGGCAGAGUCCCAUCAUCGGGAGCCUUCCAUGGAAUGUUCGUCACUCAUAGCCGAAAGCAGCAAAGCCGCCGGCUGUGUGACGGCGUGGAAUGGCCGUCACGCACGCGUGGGGCCGAGUCAAUCAAAAUCACGGUCAUCGGGAGCGAGGGGCGGGCUGCGGGAGAGAGACGGGCAUGGACGGCAAGUGGGCGGAGGGCGGCAGGUAGUAGAAGAGAUGGCACACAAAGUGGUGGGUGUGAGCAGCGUGAGUGGUCCGUAGUGACGUUCCGGUGAGGGUGCGGAGGUGCGGCGAAAAAGGUGCCCGGGAAGCCAGCCGCCGGGGACACGCUCAACAUGCAGGGAGGGGAGCGACGGAGUGUUGGAGCGGGGGAGGAAGGCACUCGACUUUCUGCUCUGCAGCUUGGAGAGCAAGGUAAGGAAGACGUCGUCGGACCCGCACGCCCUCUCCCCCCGUGACCCGAGCAUGGCGAUGGCAGCACUCUCGCCGCAGCAGGUGCACAUCCGGUCGCAGCUGGAGGACGACUGGGAGGCGAGGCUGAGCCACGUCCUGGCCACGGGUGCACCCGAGGACGCUGUGGCGUACUUUUGCAAGGUGGUCUCCGUCCUCGAGGCCACCUACGGCACGGCAGACCCUGCUGCGCCAUCGGCUUGCCUCCGCCCGCUGCUCAUGGGCUACGUGGCCAAGACCUUGCAGACGACCCGCCUCUCGGGCAAGGCUCUUGCAGCCUUGGAUGGCGUCGGAAUUCGUGUUGGCGGCGCUGGGGCGCCCGAGGCCCUUGCCCAGGCUGCCAAGCAGGCCAUGCAGACCACGCCUCUGGCUGCCUCGCCUGUCCUCUCGCAGUGCGAGCAGACCCGCCGCGAGGCCGACGCCGUCAUCGCCUGUACCCGUGGCGUCAACAACGAGGUCGGUGGCGUCCUUGACGGCGAGUUUGGCUCGUGGCUCGACGCGUACACCGUCGGCGACGCCACAGCUCGCAUGUUCAAGAUCAACCACUGGGCAAAGGCUCUUGACGAGCACGGGAACCUCACCGACGCCCAGGUGGAGAACACUGCCGUCACCCUUGUCCAGGUCGCCAUUGCACACUGCAACGUCAUCUGGGCCCGUUUCCGCGUCCGCCCAGCCUCGGUCGUCUGGCUCAUCCUCCGCGCCCUCGACAUCCUCGACACCCGCGGCCUGUUCCAGGCUCUCGCAGACUCGGCCUCUGACGUUGCUCAUGAGCUUUUUGACGGCUGGCUUCACGAGCUCCACCCGCUCGUCGUCCGCAACCGCGUCCAUGCUCUCGCCGGGCAAAUCAUGAUCUCGGCGCGCGCCGGUGCCUACACUGACGCCCUGCUGCAGUGGACUCGCCUCGAGGGCGAGGAAGAGUCGCUCAACGAGAUGGUUCCCGACGCCAUCAACAUGGUCUCCGACGCCAUCGCUGCCAUCAAGUCGCGCUUCGCCGUUGCGCUCCAGGCCGAGCUCGCCCCGCUCACGCUCUCCACAGACGGCAAGGCCCUCUCGCUCCUCACUGCUGCUGUGGUCUCCAACACGGCCAUUACCGCCGUUGCCUCGCGCUACGCAGCUGCCCUCGCCUCCAUCCGCGGGCCGGCCGACUUUGCCGCCGCCCUCGCGCGCUCCGAGGCCAACUCGCUCGGCCCUAUGAUUUCAGACGACGUCAUUGCCUGGGAAGCGUGUUCCGCGCAGCUGGCAGACUCAAUGGUCGCCACCCAAGACAUUGAGUACGUCUACCGCCACCUCAUCUUCUCGCUCAUCCGUCAGCACGAGUACCUCGCGGCAGACAUGUUACUCCAGGCUCUCGUCGACCGCAUCACCGCAGACGUCGCCGCCGGCUCUUCCAUCGAGCGCGGUCAGUUUACCAAGCAGACUGAGGCGUACGACCCAUGGCUUGCCCGUCGCAUCCGCGUCCGCGGCAUCCGGCACGCUUCGUCGCCCUCGGCCGCCUUUGCUGCCUUCCUCUCGCUCAACCUCACCAUGGCAGACAUGCUGGAGGACGAGCACCACCCGGUCGUCCACAUGGCGCUUGCCUGCUACGACCAUGAGCUCCAGUCCGGAGGCAUCGGCGAGGCCGGCGCUCUCCCCGAUGGCCUCGUUGUCUCGGUCGAGUGGCUCUGUGCCUCGUGCUUCUCCUUCCUCCCGCACUCGGCGCCCAUGAUUGUCGCCGAUGCCGACGGUGUGCAGCUCUGUUCCACUUGCGCGCGCUAACACACCUGUCCCACUUGCCA
Molecule: messenger RNA, 2346 nt
Organism: Thecamonas trahens ATCC 50062
Lineage: Eukaryota; Apusomonadida; Apusomonadidae
Exons: 1
Coding region: 587-2326 (579 amino acids)
Source: RefSeq, a predicted model, not a curated record